CUCUCUCUCUCUCUCUCUCCCCCCCACACACACACACAAGGCGAAGUGAUCGGCGACCAUGACGGACACGACGGACGAUAUCGCGGAGGGAAUCUCGUUCCAGAGCUUCGAAGACGAUUGCAAGUUGCUCUGCAAUCUCCUCAACGACGUGUUGCAGAGGGAAGUUGGUAGCGAGUUCAUGGAAAAAAUCGAACGGACUCGCAUCCUCGCUCAGAGUGCGUUAAAUUUGCGUUUGGCUGGGAUCGAAGAUUCCGCCGAACUUUUGGAAAAGCAACUGACUUCUGAAAUAUCAAAGAUGUCACUGGAAGAAGCCUUGAAGCUGGCUCGUACGUUCAGCCAUUUUCUUAAUUUGAUGGGCAUUGCCGAAACCCAUCACAGAGUCCGUAAAGUUCGGAAUGCUGUGCAGCUUUCAAGAUCCUGUGAUGAUAUAUUCAGUCAGCUAUCGCAAGGUGGAAUUUCCCCAGAUCUGCUUUAUGACACAGUUUGCAAGCAGGAAGUUGAAAUUGUUCUUACUGCACAUCCCACUCAAAUUAAUCGGCGAACCUUACAGUACAAACAUCUUAGAAUUGCUCAUCUUCUAGAAUACAACGACAGAAAAGACCUUGGCUCUGAAGAUAAUGAUAUGCUCAUUGAGGAUCUGGUUAGGGAGAUAACUUCACUGUGGCAGACUGAUGAGCUCAGACGUCAGAAGCCCACUCCAGUUGACGAAGCUCGGGCUGGCCUGAACAUUGUUGAACAAUCCCUAUGGAAAGCUGUGCCACAUUACUUGCGCCGUGUCAGCAACGCUUUGAAGAAGCACACAGGGAAGCCACUUCCAUUGACUUGCACCCCCAUAAAAUUUGGUUCUUGGAUGGGGGGUGAUAGAGAUGGAAACCCAAAUGUCACUGCGAAGGUCACGAGAGACGUGUCUCUCAUGUCUAGGUGGAUGGCUAUCGAUCUGUACAUAAGAGAAGUUGACAGCUUAAGAUUUGAAUUAUCCAUGAGCCAUUGCAGCGAUAGGUUGUCAAGAAUGGCAGAAGAAAUUCUUGAAAAAGAAGCUUAUGAACAAGGUCAACAAGAAGGUUGGAGUCAAAAUCAUAACAGAAGCCAAUCAAGAUUUCAAUGUCAGCAGGUUUCAUUGCCCUCUCAACUUCCAGCUAGAGCUGACCUUCCUGCCUGCACUGAAUGUGGUGAAUCCCAGUAUCCCAAAUUUGAAGUUCCCGGGACAGAUUUUAUACAACUCAAUCGUCAGGUUAAGCAAAGCUGUAAAGAGGCAAAUGAUGUCAAAGGUACUACUAGUAAGGAUUUCGGCCUAAACUCACAAGACAUAUUGGCAAAUGGAACUGCGAACAACUCUGAUGGUUCUCAUUCGGGUCUUAGUUCCCGAGGUUCUUUCUCGUCUAGUUCUCAACUUCUCGCUCAGAAGAAACUAUUUGUGGAAUCUCAGAUAGGUAGGACCAGUUUUCAGAAGCUACUGGAGCCAAGCCCACCUAAACGACCUGGGAUUGCUCCUUACCGGAUUGUUCUUGGGGAAGUAAAGGAAAAGCUUAUGAAGACACGUAGACUUCUGGAACUUCUUCUCGAGGAUCUUCCUUGUGAGUAUGUUCCUUGGGAUUACUAUGAAACAUCAGAUCAACUAUUGGAACCUUUGCUCCUCUGCUAUGAAUCUCUGCAAUCAUGUGGAGCUGGGACACUAGCUGAGGGCCGGCUUGCUGAUCUGAUCCGGAGAGUUGCUACCUUUGGCAUGGUUUUGAUGAAACUCGAUUUGCGUCAGGAAUCCGGAAGGCAUUCUGAAGCCCUGGAUGCAAUCACGACAUACUUGGAUAUGGGUACAUAUAGUGAAUGGGAUGAAGAAAAGAAACUAGAAUUUCUGACUCGAGAACUGAAAGGCAAACGACCCCUUGUUCCUCCGACUAUUGAGGUCGGGUCUGAAGUUAAAGAAAUAUUGGACACUUUCCGAGUUGCUGCUGAGCUGGGGAGCGAGUCUCUUGGAGCUUAUGUCAUAUCUAUGGCUUCAAAUACAAGUGAUGUCCUUGCGGUGGAGCUUCUGCAGAAAGAUGCCAGGCUUUCCGUCAGUGGCGUGUUGGGAAGACCAUGUCCUGGUCGAACGCUCCGGGUGGUUCCUCUGUUUGAGACAGUGAAGGAUCUAAGAGGAGCUGGAUCCGUGAUAAGGAAGUUGCUAUCAAUAGAUUGGUAUAGGGAACAUAUCCAAAAGAACCAUAAUGGUCAUCAAGAGGUGAUGGUUGGAUACUCGGAUUCAGGGAAAGAUGCAGGACGAUUUACUGCAGCGUGGGAACUGUACAAAGCUCAGGAGGAUGUUGUGGUUGCUUGCAAUGAAUUUGGCAUCAAAGUAACUCUGUUCCAUGGACGAGGAGGGAGUAUCGGUCGAGGUGGUGGCCCGACUUAUCUUGCCAUCCAAUCCCAACCUCCAGGCUCUGUAAUGGGCACCCUACGGUCCACGGAGCAAGGUGAGAUGGUGCAAGCCAAGUUUGGGUUACCCCAAACAGCGGUUAGGCAGCUAGAGGUAUACACAACAGCGGUACUGCUUGCUACCUUAAGGCCGCCUCAUCCACCUCGUGAAGAAAAAUGGCGAACCCUUAUGGAAGAAAUCUCGGAAAUCAGCUGCCAAAACUACCGUAACACAGUCUAUGAAAACCCUGAAUUCCUCUCCUACUUCCAGGAGGCGACACCACAGGCCGAGCUAGGUUUCCUCAACAUAGGAAGCCGUCCUACACGGAGAAAGGCCUCCAGUGGCAUCGGCCAUCUCCGAGCUAUUCCUUGGGUUUUCGCUUGGACGCAAACAAGAUUCGUCCUCCCAGCUUGGCUCGGGGUAGGAGCCGGUCUGAAAGGCGUGUGCCAGAAGGGUCACGCCUCAGAUCUAAGAUCUAUGUACGAAGAAUGGCCCUUCUUUCAAUCCACUAUAGACCUCAUAGAAAUGGUGUUAGCUAAAGCUGAUAUCCCUAUAGCCAAACACUAUGACGAAGAGCUCGUGUCCGAGAAGAGAAGAGGGAUUGGGACCGAGCUGAGGAAGGAACUGAUGGAGACGGAGAGGUAUGUGUUAGUGGUAAGCGGCCACGAGAAACUGUCGGAGAACAACAAGAGCCUGAAGAAACUGAUAGAGAGCAGAUUACCAUAUCUGAAUCCUAUGAACAUGUUACAGGUUGAGAUCCUUAAGAGGCUUAGAUGCGAUGAUGAUAAUGUCAAGCUAAGGGAUGCAUUGCUCAUCACCAUCAAUGGCAUUGCAGCUGGAAUGAGGAAUACUGGUUAAUUACGUUUGAAACUACUCCUUGAUCAGUUUAUGUAUAACUCUCUUUUUUUUUCCCUUUUCCAACUCUUUUCCAUGGGAUUGCCUUGUGCCUACUUUUCUUGAGUUGUGUUUUUGGUGACUGGUUUUGUAAAAGAUGUUCGGUCUUUCUCGACUUAUUUAUGUAAGAUUUAGGCAAAGAAUGUGGUUCUGAACCCUGCAAUCAAAUAAUAUGCAUGUACCUA
Molecule: messenger RNA, 3468 nt
Organism: Tarenaya hassleriana
Lineage: Eukaryota; Viridiplantae; Streptophyta; Magnoliopsida; Brassicales; Cleomaceae
Product: phosphoenolpyruvate carboxylase 4
Exons: 21
Coding region: 59-3247 (1062 amino acids)
Biological process (GO): tricarboxylic acid cycle; carbon fixation
Cellular component (GO): cytosol
Molecular function (GO): phosphoenolpyruvate carboxylase activity
Source: RefSeq, a predicted model, not a curated record